Molecule: messenger RNA, 1133 nt
Organism: Racocetra fulgida
Lineage: Eukaryota; Fungi; Glomeromycota; Glomeromycetes; Diversisporales; Gigasporaceae
Source: the annotation of a GenBank genome assembly
GCAUAGAAUUUGAAAAAAAAGUCGUUAAUCUGCUAAAGAAUGUAGACGACCACAACAAUACAAGCUUUUCUGAAAUAUUAAAAACUUUACAAAAUGCUCAAAUAGGAAGAUUCCUAUACAAGCUAAAAUUCGAAGUUCCAGAUGACUUAUAUGAUAAAUUAGGAAUCAAGAAUGUUAGGCUAAGACCUUUUAUUCCUGACUUUAUAGAAGUUAUCGAGGAGGGUGGUAAAAAAUGUCUAAUGAUAUGGGAUGCCAAAGCAACAAAGGAAACACGCAUUUCUCAUCAGUGUGGAAUUUCAAUUUCUCGAAAAGGUGGAAUAUUUUUACCAUCAGAAGAUGGCUUAAAACGUCAAACUUUCUCUAUAGAUCUUCCAAAAGUUGAACGAUUCUUAUGCAAAGAACUUCCACAGAUAGUAUCAACUCCAGAAGUUUCAUGGCAUUAUAAUUCUCGUUGUAAAGCUUGUGAAUUUGUAAAUGAAUGUCGUGAAGAAGCAAAAGGGACAAUUGCCAUGAUCCCAUAUUUAUCCAAAGGAGAUGCGUUAUACCUAAAACAAGUUAUUCGAAAUGAAAGACGUGGUGAUAAGCCAUAUAAUCAUGAGCCAGAUUUUGAAGAAUUGGUUAGUUACGUAAAAAAUGGCCCAAAUGAUGACAAAACAAUACAGAUUAUUAAAUUUGACAAGAAUAGCAAGAAAUCACCGUAUCUUGAAUCUAAAACAAAUGCUCAGUAUAAAGCAAUGCAACGUAUCUUAAAUAUUUUUCAAUACCGCUCUUUCUUGUCAGCUUUUGGGAACAACGUUGAUAAAAGUUCAAAACUUCCUGAUGAAUUAAGGGAAUUUCCUAGACUAAUCGUUCUGGAACAAUCUUUGAAAGAAAAUAUUGCAAUAUAUACUCCAGGAUUUUAUCGAAUCAUUGAUGUUUGGGAACAAAUGGUGAGACCAACGUUAAAAAACAAUCAAAUAUUAGGCGACUUGGAAUUUUAUAUACCCAAGAUCGAUCUUGAAGACAUAUACACAACAUGGGUUUCUACAACUGCAGACAAAGAAGUGAUUAAUAAAACCCUUUUAAUGAGAUCCAAAUUUGUUAAUUCUGUUAUUCAUGCUUAUUAUGCUCUUCUUAAAAAAGUUGAUAAAUGA